Messenger RNA from Brachypodium distachyon (stiff brome), 2534 nucleotides. RefSeq lists its product as uncharacterized. Bases 450 to 2138 code for a protein of 562 amino acids. NCBI's taxonomy places the organism in Eukaryota, Viridiplantae, Streptophyta, Magnoliopsida, Poales, Poaceae. The record is from RefSeq and is a predicted model, not a curated record. The transcript is spliced from 4 exons.
GACCCAAGUACGCCGCACUUCCCCAAUCCCCACCCCACGGGCCGCGGCGGGGAUCCCCGCCGAGAUCACGAGGCAUGGCGAUGGCGGCGCUCCCGGACGAGCUCAUCGACGAGAUCCUCUUCCGCCUCCGUCCGAUGACCCCUGGUGCUUCUCAAGCGCCUCCCUCGUCUGCAAGCUCUGGCGCGGCCUCAUCUCCCACCCCACCUUCCUCCUCCGCCGCCUGCGCGCGCUCCGCCGUGCAACCCCAAUGCUGCUGGGGUUCCUCCUCGAUAAGGACGGGGACUCGGUCGACGAGGACGCCCUCGCCUUCUUCCCCACCUCCGCCUUCUCCCCCCAGUCCCCGACCGCCGCUCCUGGUCGCCGCGCGACUGCCGCCACGGCCGCGUCCUCUUCUGCUCCACGAGCCAUGACGCCAGGGGGAGUUCCUUGUCUGGGAGCCCCUCACGGGCAUGGAAUGGGUCGUGCCGGUGCCUGCGGAGUACGAGCACCGCUACUCCAACUCGGCCGUGGUCUGCGCGGCCGACGGGUGCGACCACCGCGACUGCCACGGAGGUCCCUUCCGCGUGGUCGUCCUAUUUCCCGAGAGGGACGGCGACGAGCCGAUCACAUGGGCGUGCGUCUACUCCUCGGAGACUGGCGCGUGGGUUGAGCUCACCUCCCUCCACCGCAUCUGCUCCGACUCCGCUUGGUCCAGUGUGCUGGUAGGGAGCUCUACACUCUACUUCCUCACCGAAGUCGGAUGCAUCCUCGAGUACGACAUGUCCACACACAGCCUAACUAUGAUCGACCCACCUCAUGCGCACCACCCGGGUUACCUAAGCAAUAAUAUAAUGAUCCUCAUGGUGGCGGAGAACGGUGGACUGGGAAUGGCCGAAGACGACAAUUGGGUUCUCAACCUUUGGUCAAUGGAGGUGACUAAGAUGAGUGACGACGGUCAUGAAAAAUGGGUGUGGGUGUUGCGCCGGAAGAUCUACAGCCUUGGCCGUUUGCUCCCAGACCGGAUCAUAAUGGGACCAAUCGGAUUCGCUGAGGAAGCGAAUACCAUUUUUAUGAGCACCACUGCUGGCAUCUUUGUAAUCGAUCUCCAGUCAGACCGGGUGAAGAAGGUGUGCGACCAUGAAUUCUCCUGCAACAUUUUGGUUCCAAUCGUCAGCUUAGGCCAUGCACUCCCGACACCUCGACGCGAGUACCACUACCCACCGUUGCCCAACUAUAAUGAGGAGGAGGAGAAGGAGGUGGUGGUGGCGGAAACACUAGAGCAGGCGCAUGAGCUCUUCUUAAAGGGGCGCAAGGCCAUCAGGCAGCGGGAUUUUGUCAACGCUAUUGACUGCCUCAGCCACGCCCUCGAGAUCAGGGCUGCACAUUAUGGUGAACAUGCUCCGCAGUGUCUUACCACGUAUGUCAUAUAUGGAUGUGCCUUGCUACACAAAGCUUGGGAAGAGUCGGCGAAGCGUACAACCAGCAAAACUUUUGCUGGAAACUCAAAGACCUCUGACGGCGAUGUUGACGGUGCCCCAUCUUUGGAGGAAGGUGAUACUGAAGAAGGGCAAAACUCAAAUGUCAUAGCUCAGGAAGAUAGGAAAGGUUAUGGUGACAAGGCUCAUGGUGAGAUGGCAGGUGAUGAAGAGGAUUCUGAUUUGAACCUGGCCUGGAAAAUGUUGAAUAUUGCAAAAACAAUAGUUGAGAAGAUCCGAGGCAACAUUAUGGGGCGUAGCGUCUCUGCUCCGGGAAAAAGUGCAUCUGCUGCUGAAAGAAGCUCAAAAUCCAUUCAAGAAUAUGAGAUACUGCUUACUCGCUUAUUGGCUAAACUUGAGAAGAAGCUUGAAGACGUGGAGCAAGCAAUGUCAACCCCAAGUUGUGCCGCAGUUGAGAUUAUGAAGAGGGUUGCCCCACAGGCAGAGCAGAAUGUUGACAGUGCUGUGUCAAGGGCUGCAUCAUUGACUUCUUCACAUAUGGCCGGAUUAAACAACAGCUUUGACUCCCCAGUCAUGCCUACAUCUUCAACAACAGAAAGUGCUGGGAGUAGUGUAACUGACCUAGGCGCUGUAGGCAGAGGCAUCAAACGAGCUAAUGUUGAGCCAUCCUGUGCUGAACCUUCUCGGAAGAGACUUGCAGUUGCAGCAGAUGAUUCACCAUGAUAGCAGCUAGAUAAAAGUUGUGAGAUUGCAAAAAAUAUAUGCCUGGAACUUCGAAUGAAGAUGUUCCAACUCCCAUUUUCUGUUCCUCCAUAUUCGUCUGCUGAUACGGUACAUAAAACUUGCUGCAACUCAGUGUUUGUCGUUGGUAGAACCUGCACAAUGACGUUGCUUGUUUCUUUCAAAAACAUUGUUUGUUUUGGUCCAAGUGCGAAGUUUGAUCUCGUUGUAUGUCCUGAGUCGAUACAAAUCCACGUCACUUAUUUUGGGACGGAGGGAGUACUAUAUAUUUCAGGUUUCUGAACUACUUGUACAUUGGUUCCUUCUACUUAUCAGGUUUGAUUUGUGUACUCCUAUGUUCAUAAUGAGUAAAGAUACUAUAAAUUUCCCAUGAUGAUA